Messenger RNA from Henningerozyma blattae CBS 6284, 1314 nucleotides. RefSeq names its product Izh3p (gene IZH3). The transcript has a single exon. Gene Ontology annotation, cellular component: membrane. NCBI's taxonomy places the organism in Eukaryota, Fungi, Ascomycota, Saccharomycetes, Saccharomycetales, Saccharomycetaceae. The coding region runs from base 1 to 1314 and encodes 437 amino acids. Gene Ontology annotation, molecular function: signaling receptor activity. The record is from RefSeq and is a predicted model, not a curated record.
AUGUCUUCCAGUGUCGAAACAGAUUCUACCACCGCUUUUUAUAAAAGCAAACAAUCUUCCGUGACCACUCAUCAACGUCCUGCGACAUUAAACAACUCCUCCACAACUUUACUAGACACAUCUUCCCCUCCUCCAUUGCCUUCAACAUCUUCCUCCUCCACAACUCUUUUCAGUAACCAAUCUCCAUCUCCAACCUCUUUACUAAAGGAAAAAUUAUUAUCCACCAAAAAAUCAGAAGAACAAGACCCAGAUUUCAUUGCUUCUGGUAAAUCCAUUAGAGACUAUAUCAAUACUUUCAAUUGGCAAACUGCUUACAACUUGGGCAGGUCCAAUAAUACUUUACAUUACUAUCAAUUGCCCUUCCCAUGGAGAGAGAAUCGUUACAUCAUCAAAGGUUACAGAUUCUACGAUUCAAACGUCAAAUGUCUAUUAUCUGUCGUAAACUAUUAUGGCUGGCAUAAUGAAACUUUAAACAUUUGGUCUCAUUUAGGUGGGUUUUUAACCCUUUUAUACAUUGCGGUUUUCGUAUAUCCAAACACCGAAGUCUAUCAAUCAGAGUUAAUCCCAACCACGGCCAAGAUGCUAUUAUUCGUGUUUUUAAUAGCAGGUAUGAAAUGUAUGCUUGCGUCUGUAUUUUGGCAUACUUUUGAUGGGACUUGCUCAUAUACAUUAAGACCUAAAUUUUGUUGUGUCGAUUAUACAGGUAUCACCAUCCUAAUCACCGCAUCCAUCUUAACCGCAGAAUACGUCUCCUUAUCUCACGCUCCAAUAUGGAUGUUCAUUUAUAUGUCAUUAUCGUUAGCUUUGGGUACAUUUGGUGUUUAUAUCAAUUGGUCACCAAAAUUCGAUGGACCCGAAGCUCGUCCUUUAAGAAUUAAAUUCUUCGUUACUUUAAGUGCUAUGGGUUGUCUUUCAUUUGUUCAUUUGAUUUUCACAACAUCAUUAAGACAUGCUUGUUGGUUAUUAGCACCAAUCAUUUCAAAAUCCACUAUAUGGUAUGUCAUUGGUGUCUUCUUUUAUGGUUCGUUCAUUCCAGAAAAAUAUAGAUCUGAUUAUAUCCUUGAUAAAACAAUCCCUACUUCAAAACAAUUAUCCUGUGAUUUGUCAAUCAUCACUAAGGAUAGACAUAUCCAUUUCAGAGACCAACCCACUCCAAACAAAAAUGGACCUCGUAAGACAGGGCUCAGAUCAUUGUGGUGGGUAGACUAUGUCGGUCAAAGUCAUACAAUAUGGCACAUCUUUGUCCUAUUAGGGGUCGUGGGUCAUUACAAGGCUUGUUUGGAUAUGUUUACUAAACAAUGGCUAAUCAAUUGA